Xiphophorus couchianus (Monterrey platyfish) is the source of this 1568-nucleotide messenger RNA. It is a transcript of the gene gdf9, whose product is annotated as growth differentiation factor 9. The record is from RefSeq and is a predicted model, not a curated record. Gene Ontology annotation, cellular component: extracellular region. The coding region runs from base 176 to 1471 and encodes 431 amino acids. Gene Ontology annotation, molecular function: growth factor activity; cytokine activity. NCBI's taxonomy places the organism in Eukaryota, Metazoa, Chordata, Actinopteri, Cyprinodontiformes, Poeciliidae. The transcript has 2 exons.
UGAAAUCCCGCGGGCUCGCUUCUUCUUUUUCUUGAAAAGGGAAACGCUUCUGAUUGACGCAGGUAAUUGGCAACACCUGAGCGCGCUGAUCUGCGGCGACACUUGCUCCGCUUUCCUCGAGCUCUCUCCCCGCAGAGAGUCUCUCUUGCUUUCGUCAGACCGGUUUUCUGUUUUUAUGAUGGAAAAACAAAUGCUGUUGUCAGCGGCUGUUGGUUGUUUCCGUGCUCUGUUGCUCCUGAUUCUGGUGUGCUGCAGCCCCCCGCUGGUUAGCCCCUCCGAUGCGCUGCACAACCUGAGCGCCCUGACCUACCCGUACAGCAGCAUCCUCUCCCCGCUGCUCAAAGCCCUUUCAGAGCACGGAGGGAGCAGGUGGAGCUUGGACGUGAGGAAAAAGGUGAAACCCGAGCACAGAUACGUGAAAUAUCUGACGGAGGUUUACAAGAAGUCAACCAGGAUGCAGAGGAGCGUUGAUGGAGGUGAGGUUUACAACACCAUCAGGCUGAUCAAGCCCCAAGAUGAAUGUCCUGCACAAAGCAAUAAAGAAAGUUUUACACAGGAUUUGUCCUACAGCCUUGAACAAGUAAGAAGAAAAGAGCAGCUCCUGAAGUCAUCCCUGCUGUACAGUUUCAACCUCAACAACCUGGCAGCUGUCAGCUCUGUGUGUUACCUGAGCAUAAAGAAGCAUGAGCAGGCCAACCAGUGCCAGCUGUGUGCUGGGAUUUCUCAUACCCUGAACCUCACAGACAGCACGCAGAAGAGGCGGCGCAGAAACUGGGUGGAAGUGGAUGUUACCUUGUUUCUUCAACCUGUACAAAAGAGGAGUGUAGACCUUCUUGUUAACAUCUCCUGUCCUGAGGAGCAAAGAGCUGGGAGCAAUGGUUUCAGAUCUCCUUUUGGGUUCACCCUGAGGUCUCCUUCUCUGAUUCUAUAUCUCAAUGACACAAGCAAAGUCGUCCACCAGAGGUCCCUGGUGAGUUCCAGUGCAGAUCUAAGGUCACCCACUGCGUUAGACACGUUUCAGAAGCAAGUUUUCAAAUCGGCACAAAGGCAUGGACAGAAGAGGAGGUGGAGGAGGGCAUCUCCGAAGAGCAAGCGUGGAGAUAAAAGCUUAGACAUGCAGCUGCCUGAGCUUAAAUCCAGCUCUGAAUUCCCAACCACAGACUGUGCCUUGUAUGACUUCAGGGUGCGAUUCAGUCAGCUCAAACUGGAUCACUGGAUUGUUUUCCCACCAAAGUAUAACCCUAGGUACUGCAGAGGCAUCUGCCCAAGAACCAUGGGCUUCAUCUACGGUUCCCCCGUCCACACCAUGGUGCAAAACAUCAUCUACGAGAAGCUGGACUUCUCUGUUCCCAGACCGUCGUGCGUUCCGUCCCAAUACAGCCCCCUCAGCGUCAUGAUUUUUGAAGAAGAUGGCUCCUACGCCUACAAGGAGUUUAAGGACAUGGUUGCUACCAGGUGUACGUGUCGCUGAACCAUCAUGACUGCUCCAAUGCUAGUUCUUCUGGACCAUCUCCAUUUAUCUGCAACUGACCACUGUACAUCAAAACUAAAUGAAUUCAUAAAGCUGU